Messenger RNA from Truncatella angustata, 1702 nucleotides. RefSeq names its product ribokinase. Gene Ontology annotation, molecular function: ribokinase activity. Bases 418 to 1392 code for a protein of 324 amino acids. The record is from RefSeq and is a predicted model, not a curated record. Gene Ontology annotation, biological process: D-ribose metabolic process. NCBI's taxonomy places the organism in Eukaryota, Fungi, Ascomycota, Sordariomycetes, Amphisphaeriales, Sporocadaceae. The transcript has a single exon.
UGUGGAAGACUCUGAAGUGCCCUUAGCAUCACGGUAGCAUCAGCAUUAGCACCCGUUGCAAGGCGACCAUGAGAUUGCGGGGUCGAUUGAACCCCCAAAACAUCCAUUCAUUCCCUAUGUAGAUAGGUAGGGUUUCUGGAGGGGCCGUUGUGGGCUGUUUUGGCACAUGCCAUCACUGCCGAGCGGGACAUAUAUAUCCCCCUUAUAGAGUGUGUGUGUCCCCAACAGAUCACCAACGGAUCGUCAGCGACACAUUCUACAGUCAGCCGAUACGACCGAGCGGAGCACCAAUUACAUCCGAGUCCACAGCCUCGUUAUCAGCCCUGCAGCUCGUCGAACAAUCAAUACGGUACCAGUUGAGCAUAGCCAUUCCUAUCCGAGGCACGCGAACGCUGCCCCGGAGGCCACCGCUUCACCAUGUUACCCAAAACACCCGUCAUCACCGUCCUCGGCUCCCUGAACAUCGACCUCGUCUCCUACGUCCCGCACCACCCCCAGCCGGGCGAGACCCUGACAGCAAACGCCUUCGCCGUCUCCCCCGGCGGCAAGGGAGCCAACCAAGCCGUCGCCUGUGCCAAACUUUCCCGCUCCAAGACCUCGCCCACCGACCCGCAAAAUGAGACGGCACAGGUCCGCAUGCUCGGCGCCGUGGGCUCAGACACCUAUGGCGACAUCCUCCGCAAGAACCUCUCCGACCACGGCGUGGACGCGAGCGGCGUCAGCACGCCAGAGGGCCUCAAGACCGGCGUCGCCAUCAUAGUGGUCGACGAGCCCACGGGGCAGAACAGGAUCAUCGUGAGCCCCGAGGCGAACCACUCGCUGCUGCCCGGACAGUUCACGACGCUGCCGGGCCCGCGGCCGGACCUCCUGAUCAUGCAGCUCGAGAUCCCCAUCCCGACGGUGUUGCAGGCGCUCAAGGCGGCGCGGGAGGCUGGCGUCGACGUCCUGCUAAACCCGGCCCCCGCGGUCGCGCUGCCGGACGACGCGCUGCAGGGGCUGGCGCACCUGGUGGUCAAUGAGACGGAAGCGUCGAUACUCGGUGGUGUGCCGGAGUCGGAACUCGACACUGAGGAGGGCCUGGCCAAGGUAUCCAAGGCAUUCCUGGCCAAGGGCGUGAGAAACGUGCUCAUAACGCUGGGCGGAAGAGGUGUGUUUUACUUGAACGACAAGGGAGAGUCGGGGCUUCUGCCCGCCGAGAAAGCCAAGGUAGUCGACACGACGGCGGCCGGAGACACGUUUGUGGGCAGCUAUGCCGUGGAGGUCGUCAUUGCGAAGGCGAGGGGAGAAGAUUGCGAUAUUGCAGCUGCCGUGAGGAAGUCGAACAAGGCCGCUGCAAAGACGGUCGAAAAGCUUGGAGCUUCGGUAUCGAUACCGUGGCGAGACGAAUUGUAGUCGGUAACAGAAACCAUCAAAGAUAUAAUGAAACAAAGACGUCAAACACCAUUAACUCACCCUAGGACAUUGUGCAUUGCCCAGUGACCGCGCCAACCUUCGAUGAUGCCGUUGCUUCAUCCUACAAACACUCAGCAAUUGCGUGGCCCCGUGCCAAUGGUGUUUUAGAAGGUUUUCUAACACAUCAAUUGACCACAUUACGUUUCCACCAAUAUCCUGGAAAGCAAAUUAGAAAAUCGUCACACUCAGCAAACAGUUGAUUGAAAGCUAGCAGCUUAUUAUAGAAUGAAUCCAAUUAUUACAUUGACAA